AUGCAAGAACGAGGUCUCAUUAGAUCAAGCACUAGUCCCUGGUCAUCACCAAUUGUGUUAGCGCCGAAAAAGGAUGGAAAUUAUCGGUUUUGUGUAGAUUUUCGUCGGGUAAAUUCGGUGACGAAGAAGGAUGCGCAACCAAUGCCACGAAUCGAUGACAUUCUCGAUCAGUUGGGCGGAGCAAGAUGCUUUAGUACACUUGAUCUUGCAUCUGGCUAUUGGCAGGUUGCGUUACGAGAGGAAGACAGGGAGAAAACAGCGUUCUCGGUUGGGGUGAACCAUUACGAGUUUACAGUCAUGCCUUUUGGUCUGACCAACGCUCCUGUCACUUUCCAACGUAUGAUGAGCACCAUCCUUAAGGUAGUGAAAGGAUGUCUAGUUUUCUUGGAUGACAUCAUCAUAUUUGCUGAUACGUGGGAGGAACAUCACCUUAUUCUCGAGGAAGUCCUUGGACGUAUUCGGGCAGCUGGUCUGAAACUCAAAAGGGAGAAGUGCCAGUUUGGGAAAUCGUCGGUAAAGUUUCUUGGUCAUGUUGUGUCUGCUCAAGGUACGGAGCCUGAUCCCGAGAAGGUGAAAGCAGUGCAAGAUUUUCCAACCCCAACCUCAGCGAGUGAAGUUCGGUGCUUUUUAGGCAUGGCGUCUUACUACCGGCGCUUUGUCAACAAUUUUGCAAGUAUCGCCGCCGCUCUUCAUGACCUCACAAAAGGUCAACCGGAAUUCUGCUGGUCACCUCAGGCUGACAAGGCUUUCACCACUUUGAAGCAUCACCUUUGCUCUUCACCAGUCCUCGCCUUGCCAAAUUUUUCUAUACCUUUUACCAUCUACACGGACGCCAGCGAUGUGGGCCUGGGUGCGGUAUUAGCCCAACGCAUUGGCAGUCGAGAACAUGUUAUUGCCUAUGCCAGUCGCGCUUUAACAUCCACAGAAAAAAAACUAUUCAACUACUGA
This is a messenger RNA of Paramuricea clavata, 948 nucleotides long. The record is from the annotation of a GenBank genome assembly. Lineage: Eukaryota; Metazoa; Cnidaria; Anthozoa; Malacalcyonacea; Plexauridae.